CAGUCAUGGAGAUGGAAGGCACUGCUGAGCCAGCCUUUGUGGAUGUGGACCAGGGCCUGACGUUAGCCUGUGUCGCCUUCCUCUGCCUGCUGCUGAUGGCCAUGAUCAUCCGCUGUGCCAAGGUCAUAAUGGACCCAUAUAGUGCGAUUCCUACCUCCACAUGGGAGGAGCAGCUCUUGGAUGACUAACAAACUGAAACACAUAUAUACAUAUCAUAACACGUGUGGCACUAGAGUAAGAGGGUAGUGGUGGUUUUUCAUUUUCAUGUCACUAAAUGACAGUGUGUGUGUU
Messenger RNA from Neolamprologus brichardi, 291 nucleotides. RefSeq names its product cortexin domain containing 1 (gene ctxnd1). NCBI's taxonomy places the organism in Eukaryota, Metazoa, Chordata, Actinopteri, Cichliformes, Cichlidae. The record is from RefSeq and is a predicted model, not a curated record.